AUGACAAAUUUUAUAGUUGAAAGAGGUCCAAAAAGAGUCAUUAAGGAUGAGUUUACUAGGGAUGCUUUCGCUGAGGGAGGUUUUAAUGACUGGCAUAAUAUUUCUGAUCGAUUAAAAAGUCAUGAACAAAGUACACAACAUAUUGAGUCAAUUGCUAGUUGGGUGGAAUUAGAAAAACGACUGAAAAUGAAGUUAACAAUUGAUGCAAGUUUAGAAGAACAAAUUAAUCAAGAGAAAAAACAUUGGAAACAAGUGUUAGAGAGAAUUCUGGCUAUUGUAAAAAGAUUUGGGCAAAAUAAUUUGGCAUUUCGAGGAGAUCGUGAAAAACUAUAUGAGAAAAACAAUGGGAAUUUCUUACAAAUUAUAGAAUUACUUGCUGAAUUUGAUUCAACUAUGCAAGAACAUGUUCGUCGUAUUUUAAGAGGUGAGACUCAUUAUCAUUAUUUGAGUCACAAGAUUCAAAAUGAAAUGAUACAACUUCUAGCAGCUGAGGUGAAAAGCUCGAUAAUUAGUAGAAUUAAAGAAGCAAAAUAUUUUUCAGUCAUACUAGAUUGUACUCCAGAUGCAAGUAAUGAUGAACAGAUGUCUCUUGUUUUAAGAUGUGUGAAUGUUUCAGAAAGUCCAAUAUUUGUUGAUGAGUAUUUUCUAGGAUUCAUAAAAGUUCAUGACACAUCAGGGCUUGGUUUGCUUAAUGAACUUUUAGAUGCGUUGAAUAUUCUUGGACUUGAUGUUGAUAAUAUAAGAGGACAAGGAUAUGACAAUGGAUCUAAUAUGAGAGCAAAGAAUAAAGGUGUACAAACUAGGCUACUUGAAAUGAAUCCUAGAGCAUUUUACACUCCUUGUGCCUGUCAUUCUCUAAAUCUUUUACUUUCUGAUAUGGCUCAUUGUUGUCCCAAGGUUGUAUCUUUUUUUGGUGUGGUACAACGAAUAUACUCAUUAUUUUCAGCUUCUACAAAAAGAUGGAAAGUAUUUACAGAUCAUGUACCUGGUCUCACUGUUAAGCCAUUAUCAGAAACGCGUUGGGAAAGUCGUGUUGACAGUGUUAAAGCAAUAAGAUUCCAAGCUCCACAAAUAAAAGAAGCUUUAGAUUACUUGGCAGAGAGUAAUGAAGAUGCCAAAACAAGAAGUGGUGCUGAGACUUUAGCAACAUAUAAUAUUCAUAAUUUUGAGUUCUUGGUGAGCAUGGUUAUUUGGUAUGAUUUGUUGUUUGCUGUUAAUAUUGCUAGAAAGAUCCUACAAAAUGAAGAUAUGCAAAUUGAUGUUGCUAUCAAAGAGUUAAAGAUUCUACUUUCAUUUCUUCAAAAGUAUAGAGAAACUGGUUUUGAGAAUGCUUUGACUAAAGCUACUGAGAUUGCAAGUAUGAUGGAAGUUGAACCUGUGUUUAUUGAAAAACGAAAAGUUUACAGGAAAAAGCAAUUUGAUGAAAGUGUCAAUGAGGGGGUGACACAAUUAGCAGCAGAGUCAUUUAAAAUUGACUAUUUUCUUUGCAUAAUCGAUCAAGCUAUUUCAUCAUUUAAAACCAGGUUCGAACAAUUUCAGAAUUUUGAGGAGAAUUUUGGACUAUUGUUUGAUUUUGAGAAAUUAAAGUCUGCAGAUGAUGACACUUUGAGGAAUUUUUGUAUCAAUCUUACAAACUUAAUGAAGCAUGGUGAGAUUUCAGACCUUGACAAUGAUGACCUAUACCAAGAGUUAUAUAUGUUGCGUCAAAGUCUACCAAAAGAAACCAAAAGAGCUAUCGAUGUGUUGAGCUAUAUAAAAGAAGUGGAUGGUAGUUAUCCAAAUGCUUGGAUUGCUUAUAGGAUUUUUCUAACUAUUCCGGUCACCGUUGCCCAUGCAGAACAGAGUUUUUCCAAAUUGACAUUGAUCAAAUCUUAUCUCCGUUCAACCAUGUCUCAAGAAAGAUUAAGCGGUUUAGCUAUGUUAUCCAUUGAAAAUGAUUUAGUUGCAAAACUUGAUUAUGCAAAUUUAAUUAAUACUUUUGCAUCUAAAAAUGCAAGACGCAUAAUAUUUAAGUAA
This is a messenger RNA of Cannabis sativa, 2016 nucleotides long. RefSeq lists its product as uncharacterized. The coding region runs from base 1 to 2016 and encodes 671 amino acids. Lineage: Eukaryota; Viridiplantae; Streptophyta; Magnoliopsida; Rosales; Cannabaceae. Gene Ontology annotation, molecular function: protein dimerization activity. The transcript has 3 exons. The record is from RefSeq and is a predicted model, not a curated record.